CCCCAAUAUGCUAUCUCUUUUCUUUAUUCAUCAAUUUUCUUUUUCCCAUUUUAAUCUGGGAUAAUUGCUUUACUUUACAUCUUUAUAGGCGUUUUAUUGAAAUUGCUGGUUCUGUUAAUUUGGGCAAUACGUUCAGUGUUGUUUUACUUGGAAUUUUUACACUAUUCGUUUCCCCCAUUUUCUUGUAAUGCUUGUUAUUAUUGUUUUCGCUUCCCCCCCUUAUCUUUCUUUUUAAUUGUUUCUUGUUUCUUUAACUCUAUAGUUUAGUAACGUCUCACCCUUCAGUCCCCAUGUAUUCCCCCCAAAAUGAGUCUGAACGGUGUUGCUGUGGAAUCCUCAAACACACUCUUAUUUUCUCUCUUUUUCUUUCAAUUCAUAUUGAAUCCGUGCACGGUAUUUAUUCAUCUGAUUUGAAUUUAUUAAUUGGAGAGUCCAUUGUAAAGACGAAUAUGCUAUCUGUAUAGUUCACUAUUUAUAUAUAUAUUUUUUUACUUUUUAAAUUUACCUACCGAUCAUACCUUAUGGAAUCUCAAAUAUAAGUAUAUACCAGUAAUUUGACUACAUUCUUUCAAACAGAAUAUCUAAAUUUAGCCCUUGUUUGAUUUUGGAUUUUUCAAAAUCACUUUUCCUCAAAACUCAUUCUCAACCACAUGUUCUCCCAAUAAAAUAAUUUUGCACAUGGAUCCAUAAUUUUCCCUAUUUUUAAACUCUACAUUCUCCAUGAAGAAUUAGUUCUGAAAAAAUAAAAAUCAAACUAGGGCUUAGUUUUAUUUUGUGAAACUGGUUUUGACUUUUUUUGGUGUCGUUGUCUAUGCCAUGGAUUGGUAUUAUUGCAUGAAACUAAUUCAUGGAGCUCACUUGAGAUUGAUACUCUUCUGAGAUUGGAAGUUCUAUGUAAGAAUGAACAUAUGGCUGCAUCUAUUAUCUGAUAAACAGACUCGAGUGAAGAAGAAUAUUAUGAUACAUUAUCAUCCAUUAAGUAUCCCACUUUCAUUCUGCGAGAUGAUGUUUUUAUAGUGUCUUCCAUAUUUAUUUGACCACUUUUAUUUGACCACUUCAAAGUUGGGGUAUUUAUUACUACUGCAAGCAAAAAACAAAAAGUUAAGCAAUAACUUAGAAGUAGGGACAUACAGCAUGACCUCCAGCCAACGGAAAAUCAAAGUAGUCAAAAUAACCUCUCUAACAGACAGGAAUCUGAAGAGAAAAACUUUUUCAUUUAUUUAUUUAGCUUCUUAGGAACUAGGAUUUUAAUCUCAGUACAUUUGAGCAUUUGUUAUAUUUUUGUAGAUUUUGCAACUUGGUUUUCUGCUUUGGAGUGUUUACAUCUUCUUACAGGAAUUAAAUUGAUUGCUUCUAGAUGUACUAGAUCGAACAUGGGCAGUCUUAAGUAGAUUGUAUAUUUUGCUAUUGACAGAUCUCUACGCUUGAAGUUUCAGUUUUCUCAGCAAAGGAAGAGGCCUCUUGAUUCAGAUCAAGUUAGAAAAUGUUAUAUUGAGACUUCUUGUUAAAUAGUUAUUUUAGUUAACAUGGCAGCCGAUCAGCAUAAAAAGCGGAUAAAUGCUACCAGCUUCGUUGGAUAUACUUCUCGCCAACUACACCGGGUAAAAAGGAAGAAGAUGGGAUCAAAACAGUAUGAUCUGAACAUGAGAGCUAACAUCUUUCUUGAGUGGGAUAACAAGAAAAAGAGUGUUGUUUCCAAGAGGGAACAGAUUGGCAUUGCUCAAAGACACUUAAUUCCGUUUAUGGAGGCAGGUGCUCGUGGCCAUAUCUUUUUGGCUGAUGUAAUUUCUGUUCCUCAGGAGAUAUUUGAGUUGGAAAGUCUAUCGGAGGUGUUCUCAUAUGAGGUCUGGCAGAACCUUUUAUCUGAAGAUGAACGAAGUCUUCUAUCGCAAUUUCUACCUAAAGGUGCUGAGUCAGAUAAUAUUGUUCAAGACUUGCUUGCUGGGAUUAAUUUCCACUUUGGAAAUCCUUUCAAGAAAUGGGGCUCAUCUCUUUGUUUUGGGAAACUUCAUCCUGAUAACAUUAUUCAUGAGGAACAGUCUCGCAAGACCAGUAAGAAGGCAUACUAUUCAGACUUGCAGAAGUAUCAUGAUAACAUGAUUGGGAAUUUGCGGACGUGGAAGGAAAUUUUGGCCACCUGCAAGGAUCCUGAGGACGUUGUGCAGAGAAUUUGGAGGGAAAGGAAGCAUGCUGACGAAGGCAUGCCAACGUCUGAGACUGGAUUCUAUGACACUGAAGAACACCUUGAUGCAACACCUGACUCAUGUUCUUGGGCUACUUCUGAUAAAGCAUACAGCAGUGACAAUCAGAACUUGGUGGUGAUGCUUGAAAAAUCUAAAAAGAGACAAGGCUUCUUGGACAAAAAUCAUGAUUCUUCCAAUGGCUUAAAGGCUGUUGAACGGCCCAAAAAGGGAGAAAAGCUCCAAAACCGCAAUAUACAGCAUGGUGAUGGUGCCAAAUAUAUGUCUUACAUCAAGGUCAGCAAAGAACAGCAUCAGCGGGUCAAGAGUAGUAUGAAGCAUUCUAGUAAUAGCAUUAAGCCUAUGUCUCUGAAUAACGUUUUAGGUAGCAUUGACGUACUCCGUGUACAACCGUUCGAGGUAUUUGAGGAGGAAGAAAGAAAGAAGCUGCAUUAUUAUUGGUUGGAAUUGGCAAAUAAAAAUGUCCCCGAAGGUUUCGGUAUCUGGAGGAAGAGACAAUUACUGAGACAACAGUUAGCACAGUCCUUGGGUCAAGAAAUGAGACAAAAAUUAAAAUUUCAAGAGUCUACUCUGGAUACUCUGGAUGAAGAGAAAGAUGAUUCUCAUGAGAAGCAACAUGAGCCAGCAGAUGAUAGCGAAGAAGAAAUUAUACCUGCAAUGACAGUUGAGGAUGAGGAGAAAGAGGGCUGCUUACUUCAGGGGCCAAUAGAUAAUGGAGAAGCAAACUGCGAUAUGGCUGUGACUGCCGAGGUUGACGAGGAAAAGACUGAUUAUGUAUUUGAUGAUCAAACACCUAAAGAUACAGAACUUUCUGAAGAUGAUAAAGAUGACUCCAGCCAUGUUUUUAUUCAGGAUCAGCAUCAACAGCAGCAGUUGGAUUCGCCUAAUGAUGGUAGCUUCCAGUUCAACUCAAUAGAGAUGGAAUCCUUUGGAAAUGAUGUAAUUGCGAAGACAGAUGAAGUUCCUUCAAUAAUGUCAGAGUACCCUGGAAAUCGGAACCAUGUGGAUGUUCCUGUCAGCCAGCAGGAUCCUCACCCAACUACGAGGAAUGUUUGGACAGCAGGUAACAUGCACGGCUCUUAUUAUUGUUCCACUUCUGCAAGUGAUGAAUAUGCCUCUGCUGGUGAGUUGUCACUUGGCCAUCCGCAGUUUGUAGAGGAGCAACCAGUACAAAUGAUAGAUUUGGAAGCAAUGAGGAGGAAUCAGGAUGUAGGGAAGAAUUCAUUGCACAGACAACCUGAUGAUGUGUCAUUUUUUACUUCUUACCCAAACAAAGCUCGAAAUGAACUACUUCAGUCUUUCUUCAAGAAUCAGGGCAGUUUACCGAGCCAUCAAGAGCAAAAACAGCUGGGGUUAGAUUUUAGGCCAGCGCCCAAUCUAAUGAUGGAGGGUGGUCAAUCUUCUGGGCAUUUCAGGGAACAGGUUUAUCCGUCACUUACCUUGGACCCCAGGCAGAAGAGACUGAAUGAUCUUUACUUGCCUCAGAACAUUCAGGAGAGUGUGUAUUGUGAUGGAGGUCGAUAUUCUAUGCCGAAGCAAGAGCACUUGACAGUCAAUAUUCAUGAUUGGGCUCCUCUAUCUCAUAUGAAUGGAGACCUUAGUCAAAAUUGGUUUCAAAGUGAGCAUGGCUGGUCGAUGGGGGCUGGUGGUGGGACCCAUGGCAUAGGCAGUGGAAGUAACUCGGAUCAGACCUUAUACUGUGUCGUAUCAGAAUGUAAUGAACUGCGUCCUAGUGCCACUUAUGAUCCAGUGGGGUCCGCAGAACGAUUCAUUGUGCCUGGAAAUGGUAGUGGAAUUCCAUCAAGCAGCAAUGUGUUGCAACAAUCUGCUAAUUCACUCAACUACUUGAGCAGCCAUGACACUGUCACUGGCAUCAAAACCAACAAUACUGGAUGGAUGGGAAUGACACAUCAGAAUUCUGGAGUUCAAGAGUCUAUGGGGAAACCGUUCUCAAGAUCGUGGAAUCAAUAAUGAUUCUCAUUUGUGGUAAUUUAGAUGUGUUUCCCCUUUUUUCCUGCUGAAUAUGGGUGGUCAAAGUAUGAACGAUGUCUCUUUGUACAAUACACACGUAUAUAAGUAGACUUUUAUACUACGAAAGAUAUGUUUGCA
Messenger RNA from Olea europaea var. sylvestris, 4310 nucleotides. RefSeq lists its product as uncharacterized. The coding region runs from base 1527 to 4172 and encodes 881 amino acids. Lineage: Eukaryota; Viridiplantae; Streptophyta; Magnoliopsida; Lamiales; Oleaceae. The transcript is spliced from 11 exons. Gene Ontology annotation, cellular component: Ino80 complex. The record is from RefSeq and is a predicted model, not a curated record.